UUGCCGUCCAGCCACUGUAUAUAAACGGCUGGAUGUGGCAGUCCAGGGGCAGGUUGCCGUUCAUAAAAGGCGGCCGCAAUUUUCGACUGUGCGCACUCCCUGGGAGCGCGCAGCACCACGAUCCAGUGCCCUCCUCCGGACACAGUGGAACACCGAUCGUUGUACGGGACCUCUGUGCGAGGUCCCGAUCAUGUGAUCACUGAUUGGCCAAUCAGUGAUCACAUGCAGAGUAGUAAGCAAGAUGUCACUUCUGACAUCAUUGUUUACUACGUGUGAAAUCUGUGAAUGAUCACCAAGGUCACAUGG
This is a messenger RNA of Staurois parvus, 306 nucleotides long. The record is from the annotation of a GenBank genome assembly. Lineage: Eukaryota; Metazoa; Chordata; Amphibia; Anura; Ranidae.